Miscanthus lutarioriparius is the source of this 591-nucleotide messenger RNA. Lineage: Eukaryota; Viridiplantae; Streptophyta; Magnoliopsida; Poales; Poaceae. The record is from the annotation of a GenBank genome assembly.
AUGCUGCUACGGCCGAUCCAUCCUCUCCGCCUCGUCUCCUCUGCCCAGCUCAUCACUUGCGCCGCCGCUUCUGCUGCGCUGCUGGUGCGUGAGCGUCUCGUCUCCCUCUCGACCUCCAUCCAUGGCGACACCGGCGGAGAGCGCGCGGGUGUACUUCGCCAACGCGCUUCUGCCAGCGCCGCUCCCGACCCCGCCCAAGAGAAAGAUGCUGCCGCUGCUGCCGGCAACGCGCACGUCGUCCUCCUCAAGCCCAACUCAUCGCCGCCCAAGAAGCCGAGCCGCGCCGACACCGACGAGAGGUGGGGCGCACGCAAGGACGCCGGCAGCAACCCGCUCUUCAAGCCUGGCCGCGCCGACGCCGUCGCGAGGGUCGGCCAGGAGUGGAAGUCCGGCCGGCCGCGCGCGGCCGAGAGGUGGGACAGCGACAAGAAGACGAGCGCGACGUCGUCCUCGGUGAGCAACGACAUGGAGUUGGACACGCCGUGGCGGCAGCUUCUGCCGCGGGCGCUCUACGCUGGACUAGGCUUCAUCGCCGCGCCGAAGCCGAGCAUGCUUCCCAUGCCAUCGUCGUUGAUGGUGCGCGCUGCAUAG